Molecule: messenger RNA, 1194 nt
Organism: Apiotrichum porosum
Lineage: Eukaryota; Fungi; Basidiomycota; Tremellomycetes; Trichosporonales; Trichosporonaceae
Exons: 3
Coding region: 1-1194 (397 amino acids)
Source: RefSeq, a predicted model, not a curated record
AUGCCCUCCGCAGUUGACAGCUUGCUUGCCAUCGCCCACAUCGUCAAGCGCAUCAUCGACUAUGCCGAACGUCCUACUCUUGCGCGCCUGAUGCGCGUCUCCAAGAGGCUCAUUGACAAGGCACUCCGCGAGAAAGUGAAGAACGACCCUGAGCAAUAUCGCAAAUUCCGUCUCAGUCGCCUCGCAGACAACAAGGACGCGUCCGAGGACAUGGAGAAGGAGAAGAAAGACAUGUCUAAGACGACAAAGGCAGGCUCGAAAAGCUCCUCCCUCGCCACCAACCCCAAGGCUACCUCGAGCAAGCACCACGAUGGCAAGACUCCUCGCACUCAACCGGUCCUUCCCAUCUCCAAAAAGGUUCUCCUCAGUUACGUCCGCGUGAUCAGCAUUGGCUCCCACCACGAAAGUGCGUGCGACAGCUUUGGAGAACUCCUUGGUGAACAUAUUACCGACCUCAACGUCCUCCGCAUUGUCGAUACCCCGGUUCACUGGGCCUUCUGUGCCCAGAUGUGUGAGCACAUUCCCCAAGGCCAAUGCGCCCUUGUCACCUCUAUCAAGCCGCGCAAGAUUGUCUUGCGCAACAUCGGUGGUUUACACAUCCCUUUCCCUCCCAAGUGGAGCCUUCACGACAAGACCAAGGAGGUGGUCAUCAUCCUCUCCACCCUCCGCGACCGUUACGCUGGAAUGAAAGACCUCUCCCACUCCUACCUGGGUCAGCUUACCAGUGCGACUUCGGUUAAGAUUGUGUUUUGGCCUGAGUGGGACCAUUCACUUAACGACCAUCCUCUUCUGAAGCUUCGCGAAAGUGACUGCAUGGAAGUACCCGCGGCCGCCCGCGACGAACUCAUCUACGUCGAUGACAUGGCUCGUGUUCUUCGCGCCUUCACCUACGGCCGCAGCUCCAUCUUUGGAAGCAAGCCUGUCGUCACAGUCUUCGGUUUUGGCGAACUCCGUCUGACCGACCUCAACCGCUCCUUCCUCGUUGAUGAAUACUACAAGCUUAAUCCCAACGGCCCCACCCCGGACCUCCACACGCUCGCCAAGAAGCACGCUACCCAGCUCCAGAUUAUCAUGGCUACCGUUGGCAAUGCCCAGCCAGUCAUGAUGGGUUCCUGCGAGGUCCUCUGGCGCAAGAUUGGCAGUUACAAGAACAACCUCCAGAACCGCCACGCCGAGAUUGACCAGUACGACUAG